Eutrema salsugineum is the source of this 684-nucleotide messenger RNA. RefSeq lists its product as uncharacterized. Bases 12 to 533 code for a protein of 173 amino acids. The transcript has 2 exons. NCBI's taxonomy places the organism in Eukaryota, Viridiplantae, Streptophyta, Magnoliopsida, Brassicales, Brassicaceae. The record is from RefSeq and is a predicted model, not a curated record.
UGGAUGGGAAUAUGAGGCGAUUACCGCCGUGGAUGCUCGCCGGCGCGUCCUCCGAUGUAACAUCUACAAGCAAUAGAACGGAAGGCAAAAGUGUAGAGGGCAAAAGAAAAUUUGAACCAGAAGCUACCAAGACAAAGGCCGAGAAACGACCGAGAAGAACCGUAAAACCCGAAGACAGAGAUGAUUUUGAGGAACCAAAAAAGGUGGGAAUCAGGAGAAGAGGAAAACGAGCUCGUAUCGCAGAAGAAGAAGCCAAGCCUAGCAUUGUUAAUUGCAAGGAUCCCGAGAAUUUUCAAUCCAUGUCUGGUCCAGAGGACGAGGAUCUCACAGUUGAUGACUUAUUAAGCUUUGCUCAAGAGUAUGUUAAAGAAGGUGAAGAAGACCAGACAAGAAAAGAAUUGUCAGUAUCUGAAUCUGUUGAUGAACCAAACAUGAGAUCAUCUCAAAGAGAAGAAUCGAUUGAACCAGAUCAAACAGCAACUGACAUGUUAGAAUUGCUACUGGGUCCUUACUUCAAGAAAUCUCAACACUAAGCCACAGUCAAUAUUUAAAACAUGGAUGGAAUCAGAAUUGGCCUUCUACAUUCUGUAAUUUUUUUUAGAUUUUUAAAGUCUUUUCCUUCUAAGUAUUCCACUUUGUCUCAUAACGUUUUCGUUUUGUUUCCAGUAUAUAUGAUAAAAGUUU